This is a messenger RNA of Annulohypoxylon maeteangense, 2469 nucleotides long. RefSeq names its product methylmalonate semialdehyde dehydrogenase. NCBI's taxonomy places the organism in Eukaryota, Fungi, Ascomycota, Sordariomycetes, Xylariales, Hypoxylaceae. The record is from RefSeq and is a predicted model, not a curated record. The transcript has a single exon. Bases 417 to 2150 code for a protein of 577 amino acids. Gene Ontology annotation, molecular function: methylmalonate-semialdehyde dehydrogenase (acylating, NAD+) activity; malonate-semialdehyde dehydrogenase (acetylating, [NAD(P)+]) activity. Gene Ontology annotation, cellular component: mitochondrion. Gene Ontology annotation, biological process: thymine catabolic process; L-valine catabolic process.
GGGGAGACUAGGUAUCUAUUAGUUACCUACGUAUCGAUACGAAAUAGAGCUUCUCUUGCUUACUUCCGCCAUAACGUAAUUACCCCAGCUUACCCCAGUCAGCUUGCUUAGCACGGUCUAUCCGGCAUUCGGGGUUUCGGCUUGCAGCGGCAACUCUUCCCACCUUCCCACGGUUGGUAUGUACAAGUGCACGGUGAAGCAGCUACCCCUCCUAUCAGAUCCGAUUCCUUUGUUAAAUAAUUGGUCUCAGCGAUGGCCACCCCGAUAACGCUAUCCUUCCCUUCUGGGACAUACAAUACUCUUCGGUGGCUGUUUCUUCGUCCAGCACCUAGGUAGCAUUCAUAAUAAGACAAAGGGGUUUCGUUUCUAUCGAAUUGAGUCGAAUUGUUACAGUUGUAUUCUUUCGGCAAUUCAUCAUGCACCGUCUCGCCCGCACGCGAAGCAUCACUGCCAACGCAGGCCGUACCGCCACCCGUCUCUCGUACUCUACCUCGGCUUCAACCACUUCACCUCACACAUUGACAUCCAAAAUGGCGUCUAGAGCAACGGCAGCCAGGCGUAUAGCAGCGACGGCCCAGCAUCUGCGGCCGUACAGCGCACUAGCGUCGACGGCGACCAGCUUCCCGACGACCCACGAGCGCAUCCCACAGCCGGAGGAUACGCCGUAUUUCAUCGACAAUGCGUUCGUGGCUAGUAAGGCGGAUAAGUUCAUCGAGCUCCGCGACCCGGCUACAAAUCACCUAGUCACCCGCGUCCCGCAGAAUACGGAUGAGGAGCUGAGGGCGGCGGUUGAGAGCGCGCAGAAGGCGUUCCCGGCGUGGAGGGACACUAGCGUUCUCGCGAGACAGCAGAUCAUGUUCAAGUUCGUGGCACUUAUUAGAGAGAAUUGGGACAGGCUGGCCGCGAGCAUCACGUUGGAGCAGGGGAAGACAUUCGCGGAUGCUAAGGGCGAUGUGCUGAGGGGUCUACAGGUCGCGGAGGCGGCGUGCGGGGCGCCGGAGCUGUUGAAGGGGGAAGUGCUUGAGGUGGCGAAGGAUAUGGAGACGAGGAGCUAUAAGGAGCCGCUGGGUGUCGUGGCCGCGAUUUGCCCGUUCAAUUUCCCGGCUAUGAUUCCGCUUUGGUGUAUCCCUAUCGCUACGGUGACCGGCAACACGAUGAUCUUGAAGCCGUCUGAGAGAGAUCCCGGCGCGGCGAUGAUCUUGGUCGAGUUGGCGAAGAAAGCUGGAUUCCCGGAUGGCGUGAUCAAUGUGGUACACGGUGCACACCGGACGGUUGAUUUCAUCCUGGACGCCCCGGAGAUCAAGGCGAUUAGCUUCGUGGGAGGUAAUAAGGCGGGCGAGUACAUAUUCACUCGAGGGUCCGCGAACGGCAAGAGGGUGCAAGCCAACCUCGGCGCUAAGAACCAUGGUGUUGUCAUGCAGGACGCCAACAAGAACCACUUUAUCAACGCCGUUGCAGGUGCCGCUUUCGGCGCCGCUGGUCAAAGGUGUAUGGCUCUCAGUACGCUAGUCAUGGUUGGCGAGACCAAGGAAUGGCUGUCGGAGCUGGCUGAGAGCGCGAAGAAGCUUCAGGUUAACGGUGGCUUUGAGAAGGGUGCGGACCUGGGCCCUAUCAUAUCGCCGCAGAGUAAAGAGCGGAUCGAGAGUUUGAUCGCUAGUGCUGAGAAAGAGGGCGCAACGAUUCUAUUAGAUGGGCGUGGAUACAAGCCGGCUAAGUACCCCGACGGCAAUUGGGUGGGCCCGACUAUCAUCAGCAACGUGACGCCGGACAUGAAGUGCUACAAGGAGGAGAUCUUUGGACCGGUACUCGUGACCCUUAACGUCGACACACUGGAUGAGGCUAUAGAGCUUAUCAACAGCAAUGAGUACGGCAACGGCACAGCUAUCUUCACGCGAUCGGGGGCCACGGCAGAGGCGUUCAGGAAGAACAUUGAGGCAGGACAAGUGGGUAUCAAUGUGCCUAUCCCGGUACCAUUACCCAUGUUCUCGUUCACAGGCAACAAGAAGAGUGUCGCGGGAGGCGGCGCCAACACAUUCUACGGCAGACCCGGGGUCAACUUCUAUACCCAGCAGAAGACGGUGACGGCGUUGUGGUCGAGCGCGGAUGCUAUUUCAAGGAAGGCGGAUGUGGCUAUGCCUACGCAUAGUUAGGGGUAAUGCAUAUGAACUGGUGGAUUGGACUCGAUUAAACGGGAUGUGAUGUUACUGUAUGUAUAUACGUUAGUACCUAGGUAUGUAAGGCAAUGGUUUUUGGCGUGCUAUUCUAGGUACAUUGAUGCGAAAAGGUAGAAUGAGACGAAUGAUAAAAUAUGCACUGAGACUAGGUAUUUGUUAACCACAAGUCAGGGGGGAUAUUCCACCUAUAAAAACCUCUAUAUAACUGAUCCAUCAGAAACUAGGUAAUGUAAGUUACGGUCAAUUGCAAUUGGCCACUCUACUCGGCGUGUAUAAAGUUCCAAGUUGUAAUCUU